Molecule: messenger RNA, 798 nt
Organism: Liolophura sinensis
Lineage: Eukaryota; Metazoa; Mollusca; Polyplacophora; Chitonida; Chitonidae
Product: carbohydrate sulfotransferase 12-like
Exons: 1
Coding region: 1-798 (265 amino acids)
Biological process (GO): carbohydrate biosynthetic process
Cellular component (GO): membrane
Molecular function (GO): sulfotransferase activity
Source: RefSeq, a predicted model, not a curated record
AUGGGCUUUUGGCACAAUGCCACGAAGAUAGUUUUUGCCCGUGACCCAUAUUCUCGUCUUUACUCGGCUUACGUUGAUAAGUUUUUCUUGCCCGAUUUUUGGGCCAGUGGUGCCCGAAUAAAGCGACUCGUCAGGAACAACGUCACGGUGGAGACGUCAUGUGGACAUGACGUGACGUUUGAAGAAUUCUUACGCUACGUCAUUCACGCCGAGGAAACAGGUCAAUACAUUCAUGAAUUUGUGGAUGACCACUGGCAGCCGGUGACUCGCCUUUGCCAGCCGUGUGAUAUGUCCUAUGACAUCAUCGCCAAACAAGAAACGUUUUCCAAAGAUCGAGAUUUCAUCGUUGAUAAACUAGGCAUUUCCUCCAUUCUACCGACAUCACAGUCGAUUUCAAAAGACGACACGAACAAAGAUGCUAUCAACCAGACGAUAGACACGUACUGGGGAGUAGUUAAGUUCAAGAAGCCGUGUGUAAGCCAGUUAGAGUUAGCGGAGAGAUUCUGGAGGUCCUAUCAAAUACAGGGUUACCUCCCUUCCUCCUUAAAAUUCCCUGAGCAAAUGUUACCGAAGGACUCGGACGACAUCAAAGAAGAUUUUCGAAAGUUGGCUCUGGCAAUGUACGAGUCUAACAAACCGUCUAAUGGUUCGUGGAAGCAACAACGACUGGAUGAAAUGACCAAGGCAUAUAAGGAUAUCCCCACACCUGUCAUGGAGAAAAUUAAACUUUAUUUUAGAAAAGAUUUUGAACUGUUUUCUUAUGAAAUGAAUCCAAAUCAUUUAUAUUCAUACAGGUGA